This is a messenger RNA of Alosa sapidissima (American shad), 1391 nucleotides long. Its product is annotated as macrophage mannose receptor 1-like. Bases 2 to 760 code for a protein of 252 amino acids. NCBI's taxonomy places the organism in Eukaryota, Metazoa, Chordata, Actinopteri, Clupeiformes, Clupeidae. The transcript has 4 exons. The record is from RefSeq and is a predicted model, not a curated record.
UAUGAUAGCAAAUGGAAAAUGGCAUGAUGUCGGGUGUAGCUCCAGCCUUCCCUUCAUCUGCUAUGAUGGGGGAAGCUCCACACAUCCCUAUGUGCUGGUUACUGAUAAAAAGAACUGGACAGAUGCUCAGAGAUACUGCAGAGAGAAACACACAGACCUGGCCAGUGUGAGGAAUCAGACAGAGAACGACCAGAUAAAGGAUGUUAGAGGAAAUAAUCCAGGUAUAGCCUGUUAUAUCGGCCUGUUCAGAGAUGCCUGGGAGUGGUCAGAUGGCAGCAGCUCCUCAUUCCGCCACUGGAACACUGGACAACCCGAUAAUGGUGGUGUAGCGUGCACUGAAAUUAAAAAUGGUCAGUGGAAUGAUGCAGGCUGUCAUCAUCAAAUUAACUUCACCUGCUAUGAAGACAAGCUGGUUCUGGUCCGUGAGAAUAAGAGAGAGGCGCUGCAGUACUGCCGACAGCACCAUGUGGACCUGGUGUCUGUGACGUCCGAGCGGGUCCAGCGCUGGGUGAGGGCGCGGGCUAAAGGAGCCUCCACUGCUCACGCGUGGCUGGGCCUGCUCCAUUCCUACGGCGUGGGCUGGUACUGGGUCUGUGGACAGACCGUCUGCUACAGCAACUGGACCCAAGGGCACGAGCAAGAGGGGUCCUUCCAACAAAGAGUCGGGGCAGUGGAGUCUGGAGGGGGGCUGUGGGUCAGCAACCUGACUAAGACCGACAAACUCAACUUCAUCUGCACCACUAUGGAGCAGUGUGGCUGAAUCCUCCUCAGUCCAGAGCAGCCUUGGAGAAACUUCUCAGGGUCCUCCAGCUCCCAUUCAUGUUCACCACUCAUUUAAUCAUACGCAACUACACAACUACUCUCACAUUCACUACAUAUGUUACUAUUACCAUCAUACACCACUCAUUUAAUCAUACGCAACUACACAACUACUCUCACAUUCACUACAUAUGUUACUAUUACCAUCAUACACCACUCAUUUAAUCAUACACAACUACACAACUACUCUCACACUCACUACAUAUGUUACUAUUACCAUCAUACACCACUCAUUUAAUCAUACACAACUACACAACUACUCUCACAUUCACUACAUAUGUUACUGUUACAUUAUAUUUACUCUUCCAGUGUGAUAAUAAGUCAAUAAAUUGAUAUAGUUUAAUACUGUAAUUUUAAUGUGUUGUGUUUGUUAGCAAUUAUAUCAUGUUUUGACAGGACAAAAGUACAGUUUGUCAACUUUUAAAGUGUAAUUCUGUGCUGAAUGUUAGCUGUUCCUGACAUGGCUAUUUCUGAUUAGUAUGAUUUCUGAUAUGUAGAAUCUACAGAUGGGCUACUAUGCUACUAUAUAAUACUAUGCUACUAUAUAAUAAAAAUGAAUUUGAUCAGCAUGA